Messenger RNA from Bubalus bubalis (water buffalo), 2820 nucleotides. RefSeq names its product transmembrane protein 212 (gene TMEM212). The transcript has 3 exons. The record is from RefSeq and is a predicted model, not a curated record. Lineage: Eukaryota; Metazoa; Chordata; Mammalia; Artiodactyla; Bovidae.
UGUUUCCAAGUGGAUCAACAGUCCACAUGUGUCAUGGCUACUGUCUCUUAGAAACUUCUGUUUAUCAAGGCCUGACAUACUCUCAUGUUUUGGUAACGAGACGUCUUUGAGACCCAGGACCCAAAUCACAGAGGAAAAUGCAGCAUUUAUACCAGUCUGCUGGCUGGGUUCUCAUUACUCUGGGGGCUCUCAGUGUCUUCUCUGGAGUUAUUGCUUUCUUCCCAGUCUUUUCCUGCAAGUUUUGGUUCAUGGGAUGGAGUGUCUAGAUUGCCUGUCCCAUUUGGAAUGGAGUUUUGGCCGUCGCAACUGGUAUCCUCCUACUGUUGGCUCACAAAGAGUGGACGCAGAGAUACCUGUGGGAAGCUAGUUUCACCUUUGUGAUUCUGAGCAUGAUGGGAUGCCCACUUCAUUUUACAGUAGCCUUGGUUUCUGCUCUCCUUGGCCCAUAUUGCUUCUACUCACUCUCAGGGAUUGCAGGGAUCAAUUACCUCGGUUAUGCAGUUGCUUUUCCUUUUCCGUAUGCAAAAUUCCCAUCAGUCUGUGUGGACCCACCACACUAUGAAGAGUACCACCUGACACUGCAAGCCUUCGACCUGUGCCUGAGCUCUGCCAUGCUCUGUGUCUCCCUGACAGCGUUCAUCACACUUUCUGCAAGACUUAUCCAGAAUGGACAUGUCACUAUAAGUUUCCAGAACAGGGCAGACACUUCCUGUUCCAUUUUAAAUGCUAACAUGGAAAGUUUGGUAUAUUAAUACUUGAUCUGUCUCUCUUAUUUACCUGUGUAUCUUGUAUAACCAAAAAUUUCCCCCUCUUUCUACUUCUACCCCAGCCAAGAGAUUGAUUUACAUCAACAUCAGAUUCAGCUUUCUUUUUCCAAAAGGGCUGAUAAUAAUAUUAAUGAUAUGAUAAUAGAAAUAUAAACUGAAUAUUUAGUAUGUGUCCAUUUCACAGAUAGUAAAUGGAGGCCAAAGAGUUUACAUGACUUGCCCAGCUUAUCACACAGCUUAGUGGAUAGUAAGACCAGAUUCAGACUUCGGAGCUAUUUCUCUUCAUUAGGCCAGAUUUACCCUGGGCUCCCUCAUCACCCACCUUGCAUCCUCUGCUCCUCUGCCAGACCAUUAAGAUGCAAGGCUUUGGCUUCCUUGAGGGUUAGAGUGGGUUUAUUGGAAGAAUAGCACAAGUGACUUCUGGUUCAAAAUUCCUAUGGUUGAUACUGGGUCCCUCUUUUGUGGGUUGAACAGCCUAUCCCUAAAAAGAGAUAUUUCCCACUACAGACUCUUAUACUGGCCUUAUGAUUCAAGUUAGGAUUAUAUCAGGGUCAAGUAAAUUUGGGUUAUGUUAGCCAAUUUUUUUCUAGUUUUAUCCUAUCAACACCAACCAGUAAAGCUGGAAGACAAGAAUUUGGCACUCUCGAUGCCUUUUGUGGUCAGUUUUGUCCUCUUCAAUGUCUUCAUAAAUCUGCAAAGGAAAUCCUGUACAUUCUUAGGAACAGAGUUGAUUUUACAAGCAACUCUCUGAGAAACAAGGCAAGCAUAUCAAAAUCACCACCCCCACUGUACUGCCAGAGCAGUUUAGUAUUUGAGAUCCCUCCCUUGUGGCGAAUGACCUAACUUUCUAGAGUCAUUUGUUAAAGGGAACAUAUGCCUAGGAGAACCACCCAUUAAAGAGUUGACAGUCAUAACCCCUUCACAUGGGUGGCUAAUCAGACAUCUGGCUAUCAUUUUAGGCAGAACCCCCACAACAUUGAGGUUUAACCUCGGGUGGAGGAUAGGGAAAAAAGAAUGAAAAAAAUAUAUGCAGAGCUUGGUAAGACAGCCCCAUGGAAACCCAACAGUGAGACCACCUAAAGUGCCUGGAGAGAGAGAAAAUUAAUUGAAAGCAGAGAAAGAUUCUGUGACUUCACAGAUUUUUGCCUUUGUCCAUCUUGCUCAGAACAGUUUCUAGGUGUGUGGUUUCUGUGCUGAGUUCAGGACCCAGUAGAACUGCAACAUGCUACUCAAAGGGGUUCAAUGACAUCAGAAACACCCAGUGUUCUUGUGAAACUAGGUUUCAGAAUCCUUUCCAGGUUCUUUCACACUACAUCAGAAAUUCUGGGGUUGGAGGCAAGGAAUGUGCAUUUUUAACACACGUUCCCAGAGAUUUUGAUGAAAAUUCUCUUGACUGAAGCAACUUAGCAACUUAGCAGCAGCACAAGCUUUACUUAAUAUCACUUCUGAACAGAAUUUCAGUCAUACAACUUACAUAAAAUGGAGUACUAGUGUGGUUGAGGGUUCUAGAUAAAUUUAAUAAGCAUGUCUUUGAUGACUGUUCUUAGAUGACUUGAUGCCAUUUAAUCUGUAGGGGUGGAAAAUCACAUUUUAUUAGCAAGGAUGAGCAGCUGACAUAAUGGGAUAUGAUGUCCUAUAUUAAUAAAUAGACCACUGUUGCCCCGAGCCCAAAAGAAAUAUGUGUAGCCUGAACAAACCUUUGUUAUCAUGCAGAAAUCUCAGCUACAUUAGGUACAAUUUUCAGCAGUAGAAUAAAUGGAUCGUUUAUCAAAACUCGAGAAAACAGACAACUUUUUUAGAAGGAAAGGUGGAUCAUUUGUUGGGAUACAGAAUUCUACAUAGUGACUCUACUUUUAAUGAAUCUUCAUGUAGUUGUGUUGUUAGAUUCCCUACAUGCUGAACUGGAUAAGCAAUAUUUAAAAAUUUUUAUUUAAAACUAAUAAACAUUGCAAAAUAUGCUGCUGAUUCACACUUUUUCAUAUAAACAAAACAGUGAAAAUGCUUUUAAAAGCUUCACUUUCAAGUGUCUGCCUGAAAAUUAAAAUUCUCUUGU